CAAUUAGCUUUAUUACCGGCGCAAUUUAACCCUGCCACUUCUUUUCUUGAGCAGAAACCAUGGUAUACACAUGAAGAUGAGAAACUUGCUCAAUUUCUCCAGGCCCAGAAGAAUGAAAAAAGGGUGGGAUGUCACAGCUGUAGGUCAGGUUGUAUUGCCAACAAAGGUAAUGAAAACAGUUUUAGAAAUCGAACAUAACAAGUGCCAUUGGGGGGUAGAAGCAUUAGUACAAUUUUUAAAACAUGAGGUGAUUUCCAACCAGAUGUUAACAAUGGCAAAACAGAUUAACGCCACGUGUCCAGUCUGUAUUAAAAACAAUCCAGUGACACGAAGGCAAAUACAACUAGGAAAGUUACAAGUAGGGCCGCAACCAGGAGACUAUUGGCAAAUAGAUUUCUCAGAGCUACCAAAAGCACAAGGGUACCGUUAUUUACUGGUGUAUGUGUGUACUUUUUCAGGGUGGCCGGAAGCUUUCCCAUGCAGGACUAACCAGGCAAAGGAAGUAGUUAAAACCUUACUACGAGAGAUUAUUCCUAGAUUUGGGAUCCCAUUAGGAAUGUCCUCAGAUAGAGGACCUCACUUUGUAGCUGGAGUAGUCCAAGAGGUAGCCAGAGUAUUAAGGAUAGCUUGGGAUCUCCAUACGCCCCAGAGACCACAAUCUAGCGGCCAGGUAGAACGGAUGAAUUGGACAUUAAAAGGGCAGAUUAAGAAAAUUUGUCAGGAAGCGAAGAUACAGUGGCCUCAGGCACUACCUCUAGCCUUGCUAAGAAUCAGGAUUAAACCCAGAGAAAAGAUAGGCGUAAGUCCAUACGAAAUUUUGUAUGGCAAGCCAUAUCAUGCUGCAACCUACAAAGGGGACCCUCACUUAGUAGGAGAUCAAGUAUUGCUAAGUUAUGUUUUGUCUCUAAAUAAAGUCCUUACAGCGCUGCGAGGAGCAUUGCAGUGGAACCGGCCUCUGCCCUUGGAAAAUCCUGUCCAUGACAUCCAGCCAGGAGAUCAAGUAUAUGUGAAGAACUGGAAUACGGAACCCUUGAGAGAAGUAUGGGACGGUCCUCACCAGGUGAUCAUGACUACCUACACGGCAGUGAAAGUCCAAGGGAUCGAGAAUUGGAUUCACUACACUCGAAUCAAGAAGGUCCCGUCAAGAUGGGAAGUACAGCCUCUGUCAGCAACAACAAUAGUGUUCAGGGCAAGGCCUUAGUUCUUUUAACAUUAGUCUGCAUAAUGCAGGUGGGAGAAGCGUUUGUUAAAAUCAUAGUUCCGGAGCCAGAUGUAAUAGUGCCGGAAGGUGCGGAAGUAAAUUUAACCUGUCUGUUUUCUAGCAACCAGAGAGCUGGAUUAAAAGAAGUCAAUGCAGCCUGGAAACAAAUCACCACAGACGAAGUAUUUACAGGACGGAUCGUGACACUUUGGGAUAUGGAACAGCAAAGAGGUAGCACCACAUUGAUGAUAUCUCAUAUGCAAGCUGAUCAGGUAGGACAAUUCUCAUGUGUUGUGUGGAUUAGAGAAAGCUUUGACUACGGAAAAAUAAAUGUAGAUAUUCUAAAAAAAGAAUAGGAGAGUACGACAAGUGACAGAAGUUGGAAAAACACAACAAGAAUUGGGACAAAAAAACUUAAUAGUGGGAUUAGUUAGAAAUUUUGGGCAAGUACAAAAUACUGCGUCCAUCACUGCAUGUUUACCUUUACCUAAAGCGGCGGGAGAACCAAUACCAUGGGGAAUAAUUCCCAUGCCUGAACCACCUGUGAAUAAGAGCACCCAGGAAAAAUGUAUUCCAGUGAGCAGGACAAUUAUGAAAAAGCAACAAGUAAUCAUAGGAAGGGAAACUUUACCUCUCCCACUAACAUGGGAGAAGUGCAGGAAGAGACCUGAUUAUGAUGGAUGGACUCCAUUAACGGGAGUAUUAGCAAAUGUCUGGCUCACUAGAGGGAAAGGACAAUGUUCAAUAGCAAAGAAAGGAGAAAGGUCGGUGCCCACCCAAGUGAUGGAAUUUAGUUGCCAGAAUGUUACAAGUCAAUCUUCAUCCUGGGAUGAGUGGAAAACGAUUUGGGGUCCCAGCUUGUUAGAAUCUUACAGCUACAUAGGACCAGUACAUUGGUGUAUUGAAUGGUCAGGCCAAAGGGAACAAAAACAUUUAAGAAUGUUAGGGACCGAAGUAGUAAGACGGGAUCGAAUGACCCCCCACACCUAGCUGGAAUUGUAGCAAAAUCAUCACAUGUGAUAUCCCUGAAUCCCAAAUUGGUUUAGUGCCAGUCCGGAUACUACUAAAAUGGGGUUGUGAAUGUCAAAGAUAUAAUCAUACAAUAACAGGUGAAAUAAAGGGGGCUUGGAAAGAUUGUCAGACAACUACCGUCAGGAGUCCAGGGCAUUCGGUGUGGGUAAUGGGGCACGGACAAUGGACUACCCAUAUGCCCAUUAACGGCCCAGUCACGCAGAUUACGUUAGGGGUCCCUACGCUCUGCCCUUUCUGGAAACAGUCUAAAUUAACACAAAGAGAGAUACAGUCACUAACAAAGAGAGAAACAAAUGAGGUGACAGAAGAACUAGGACUGGGAGAUGAAGAUGAGUGGCAUGAGCCCCCAUCAGGAGUUAAAUUUGGAUGGGUACUGGAAUCCCUGUUUGCACAAAUUUCUACAUAUAGAAACCGGGAGAUGCUGUACAAAUUAUUGGGACAAACUGAGAAGUUAGCCGCAGUUACAAAGAAAGGAUUUAGGGAUCUAAACUUACAGUUGCAAGCAACAACAAGAAUGACAGUCCAAAAUAGGAUGGCAUUAGAUUUGCUCUUAUUAAAAGAACACGGAGUCUGUGGAUACCUCCAAGGAAAGGUUGAUCAUUGCUGUGUACAUAUCCCAAAUGUCA
This is a messenger RNA of Catharus ustulatus (Swainson's thrush), 2859 nucleotides long. RefSeq lists its product as uncharacterized. Gene Ontology annotation, molecular function: nucleic acid binding. NCBI's taxonomy places the organism in Eukaryota, Metazoa, Chordata, Aves, Passeriformes, Turdidae. Gene Ontology annotation, biological process: DNA integration. Bases 71 to 1201 code for a protein of 376 amino acids. The record is from RefSeq and is a predicted model, not a curated record. The transcript has a single exon.